AUGGCUACUACUUCUUCUUCCUCCUCCUCAGAAUUCCCGCCCGCAUCGCUCCGCCCUAUCGUCCAAGAGGUCGCCAGUCUACUGAAAGAGCGGAAGGAGACUAUUUCUGUUGCGGAGACGGCCGCAGGAGGAAUCAUCUCCGCCGCCUUACUCUCCACACCAGGAGCAUCAGCUUUUUACAAAGGUGGACUGACGCUCUACACCCUCGAAUCCCGCCUCGCCUUCGCCGGCUGGACCCAAUCCAACGUGGACAACUACCAGGGCCCCACGCCACAGAUUGUCGCCGGCCUGGCGGAGCAUGUCCGUUCUAAGCUGGGGUCGACGUAUUCCGUUUCGGAGAGCGGGACUGCUGGGCCGGGGAGGGGGCCGACGAGGAGGAUGCCUGGAUAUGUCGCGCUAGCAGUCUCCUCUCCUAAUGGGACGUAUACUCGCGAGAUUGAGACGGGCCAUGGAGAUGAUCGAGAGAAGAAUAUGGUUGCCUUUGCGGCGGAGGCGUUGAAGCUUGUUCGGGACGUAUUGACGGGAAAACUAAACUAG
This is a messenger RNA of Rasamsonia emersonii CBS 393.64, 537 nucleotides long. Its product is annotated as Competence/damage-inducible CinA family protein. The record is from RefSeq and is a predicted model, not a curated record. The transcript has 4 exons. NCBI's taxonomy places the organism in Eukaryota, Fungi, Ascomycota, Eurotiomycetes, Eurotiales, Trichocomaceae. Bases 1 to 537 code for a protein of 178 amino acids.